AUGUAUGGACGAGAGCAUGAAGAGCCACAUUUGAAGCGAUCAAGUUUGCCACAGCUUGCGCCGAUAGACAAGGCAACUGAAAAUGUAAAAGUUGGAAAGAGCAAGGAGAAACCUGACGAGAAAAAGAGCGACGAAGGUCUAAACAAGGACGGAAAGAAAGAACCUCUGGAGCCAUCGCCAGUAGACUACUGGGCUUCUGCCGACCCUGGCAAGGUUGGCAUGCCGCCACCUCCGCCACUUCCUCCUCCUGGAAUGUCGAUGCCUCCACCCCCAGGAAGUGAAGGUAAGAAAGAAGGGGAAGGAUUGUAUGAAAACUUGGAAGUUCCACCAGGAUUCGUAGCACCUCCACCACCUCCACCACCACCAUGA
Messenger RNA from Cooperia oncophora, 369 nucleotides. Lineage: Eukaryota; Metazoa; Nematoda; Chromadorea; Rhabditida; Trichostrongylidae. The record is from the annotation of a GenBank genome assembly.